AUGGUGAGAACAAUGAUGGAAGAUCCGGAGGGUUCUACCUCCGCAAGGUUAGACAGAAUAGAAAGAAUGAUCAUGGAGAUGGCGGAGACUCUACGGCAACAACAACAGGAGCAGCCACAACCACAGCCGCCACCGCCACCGAUACCUCUACCUGUGGUGCAAGAUUAUCACAUUGAGGACCGAACUAUCACUCUUACAAAGGAAUUCAAGAAAAUAAAGCCAUCAAUAUUUAAACGGGGAAUUGAUCCGAUGAAAGCAGAAACAUGGGUAUUGGGUGUCGAGAAGCUAUUUGAGGUGUUUCCAUGCAUUGAAGCGCAGAAGGUACAAUUGGCUGCUUUCACCCUGGAAGACGAAGCUCGUAGGUGGUGGAUGCUUACAAGAACUGAACAUCAAGGGUUGAUCUGGACUCGAUUUCUGGAACUCUUCUAUGACAAGUAUUUCCCGCAGUGUAUACGAGAUAAGAAGGUGACUGAAUUUGAGACUCUCAGACAAGGGAACAAGACUGUUGCGGAGUAUGAAGCCCAAUUUGCAAAACUAGCCCAGUUUGCACCGCAUAUGGUGGAUACGAAUUAUAAGAAGGCGAGGAAGUUUGAGGGGGGAUUACGGAAUGCUAUCCUUGAUCGAAUCAAUGUGCUGAAGCUACCCACAUAUGUUGAUGUGUUAGAGAGGGCUGUCAUGGCAGAGGGGAAUAUUACUGCACAAAAUCAAAUUUCCGAGUGGAGGGGGAAGAGGCAGAAUACUCAAGUAUCCAAGGGGCCAACACCUCCACCAAAUAAGAAACUGAAUUCGGGAACCUCAAGUACUUCCACUCCUACUCGAGACUCAGCCCUCGUUUGUUCAGAUUGUGGGAAGAAGCACCGUGGGACUUGCUAUUGGGUGACCGGGGCAUGUUUUAGGUGCGGCAAAACAGGUCAUCUGGUAAAGGACUGCCCUCAAAGGAAUCAACAAAAUGGAAAUAGAGCUACUACAAGUUCAGUAGGGUUUACACCAGCUCCCAACACCAAGUCAGCUGCAAAGUUUACCAACAAUAAGGACACCGCUAGGCAAGGAAGGGUGUUUGCGUUGGUUCCGGGCGAUGUGCAAAAUGAUGCAGCCGUGGUGUCAGGUACAUUUAUUAUUCACGGUCAUUCUGCUCAUGUGUUGUUUGAUUCUGGUUCCACCCACUCCUUUGUGUUAAAAAUAUUUGUUCAAAAUUUAGAUAAAUCUGAGGAAUUAUUACCUUAUGUAUUGUGUGUGUCUUUACCUUUGGGGGAUUUUAUGGUCUGUACAUCUAUUUAUUUAGCUUGUGAACUUUUAAUUGGGAAUGUCCGGGUAUAUGCCAACCUGCUACCUCUUGACAUGACUCACUUCGAUAUUAUUCUGGGAAUGAACUGGUUAAAUGAGCAUCAAGCGACUAUUGAUUGUACGACCAAGAAAAUCAGUUUCCACCAUCCGGGGCAGUCAGAAUUCACUUUUAAGGGGCAUGGAGUGAUUUCUCCACCUUAUAUAAUUUCCGCAGUGAAAGCAUACAAAUUGUUACAGAAAGGGUGUCAGGGGUAUUUGUGCAGUGUCUUGGAGGGGCAAUCAACGAAUGGGGGCACUAAUAUGAUUCCAGUUGUCUGUGAAUUUCCGGAUGUUUUUCCGGAGGAGUUACCAGGGGAGUUAGUAGACCGUGAAAUUGAGUUUACAAUUGAAGUGGUGCCAGGAACUCAACCCAUUUCUAAAACCCCGUAUAGGAUGUCACCGGUUGAGAUGAAAGAACUAAAGAUUCAGUUGCAAGAUUUACUGGAUAAGGGGUUCAUUCGCCUGAGUGUUUCUCCUUGGGGUGCACCAUUCCUGUUUGUGAAAAAGAAAGAUGGAACACUUCGAUGA
Molecule: messenger RNA, 1851 nt
Organism: Camellia sinensis
Lineage: Eukaryota; Viridiplantae; Streptophyta; Magnoliopsida; Ericales; Theaceae
Source: RefSeq, a predicted model, not a curated record